This is a messenger RNA of Patiria miniata (bat star), 6775 nucleotides long. It is a transcript of the gene drp2, whose product is annotated as dystrophin-like. Gene Ontology annotation, cellular component: plasma membrane. Gene Ontology annotation, biological process: synaptic signaling. The record is from RefSeq and is a predicted model, not a curated record. Bases 134 to 5251 code for a protein of 1705 amino acids. The transcript has 35 exons. Lineage: Eukaryota; Metazoa; Echinodermata; Asteroidea; Valvatida; Asterinidae. Gene Ontology annotation, molecular function: zinc ion binding; protein binding.
UGUUGCUGGAGAAUUUCACGUGAUCCAAGAAGCUCUGGAUGACCUACGACCCCAGGUUGACCUCUUGAAGACCCGUCAGAAUGACCUGCAGGCAGCGGCCAGCGAGAGAGAGCGCACCGCUAUCCUGGAGGUGAUGGAACCGGCCGGCCAAGACUGGGAGCGGGUCAACCGAGAGUAUCGGGACAGGCAUGGACGGUUUGAGUUGUGCCUUGAGCAGUGGAGGAAGUUCCACUGCGACAUGAGGGACCUGGGCCAGUGGCUGAACCAAGCGGAAAAGAUCAUCCAAGACUGUCGCAACUCCUCCGGCCGUCUGGAUAUCAACAAAGCACGCACCCGGCAACUGAGUCUAGAGGAAGGCAUCGCCAACCACCAGAGCAUGGUCAGCUCUCUCAACAACAACGGCGAGACCAUCAUCGCCCAGACCUCCACGCCGGACGGCGGCAUGAUGAAGGACAAACUGGACGGGCUGAACGCACGGUGGCGGUCGGUCUGCACGGAGGUCACGUCAUGGAAGGAAAGGUUUCAAGAUGGUGGUGAACAGCUGGAAGGCUACAGGGAGGAGGUUGAGGAGCUCCAGUCUUGGCUGGAUGAAUGCCAGGGCCUGAUGGAAGGCCCUCAACCGAUACCGGGAGAUGACCAGUCUGUGCAAGACCUCCUGGAUAAAGUCAAGGAACGAGAGAGACAGCUGCCGUCCAGACGGGACAUCGGCAACCAUGUCAACAAGUCUGGUGAAGAACUCCUCAGCAGUGGCGCUCUCAGCGAUAAUCUGGUAUCGGACAUCACCAUGGAGCUCAAAGAAGUCAAUGCUCAACUACAAAAGGUAUCCACAGCUCUCCCAAGGUACUGCCGUCAGCUGGAAGACAGGCUCCUUAGCACCAGGUCCUUCCUGGAGGAGUUGGAGGAGCUGGGCAAGUGGCUGGGUGCCACCAUGGACCUCCUCAAGACACAGCACGGGCCCGUGGGCUCCGUCACGUCGGAUGAUGGAGAUGAUUCCAUUAUCGUGGACCCCAAGACAAUGCAGCAAGCCCUAAAAGCCCGUCAGGCCAACAUGGACAGCGUCAAUCACACCGGUGACCGCCUGAUACGCGAAGCUCGCGCCCUGGGUGCGGCCAUCCCUGACCCCUUACAGGACAAGCUGGAUAAGCUCAACUCAGACUGGGCCAAGAUACAAUACCUAGCCUCCAGACUCAAGCCUGCGUCAGAGUUUGAUGUCGAGCAGCGCAGAAUGAUGCAAAGAACAGUGAUAACAGAAACCUCUGUCACGACCACGCGAUCCGAGGUACAGCGGUCAGCUAUGGACGCAGCUGCGCCAGCAGAGGGCGCCUCGCCGUGGCCCGACUUUGACAAGGUCGUGGCGGAGCUCCGGGAUUGGCUGACGCUUCUGGAGCGGAUGUUGCGGCUUCAGACGGUCACCGUCGGCGACUUGGAAGAAAUGGAAGACAUGAUUGCAAAACAGAGGGAGAUCUGGUCCGGGGUGCUACCCUUAUUUUCUGCCCUGGCCCCCAACGACCGGCAACUCAUAGGGGGCCUGGUGGUAGAUAUAGUCACCAUGCUAGUACAGCUGGAGUCUCUCCUUCAAGACCUCGAGGAGAAGCAUCCACAGUUGGAUGAGCUGGUCAGCCGGGCCAAGAUCCUGCAGCUGGAGUCGCAGACCGAGGGCAGCAAACAGUUGUUGCAAGAGAAAGUGGACAAGUUGCUGGACCUGUGGAACAGCGCCUCCCUCCGUGCCAGCUCCCGCUCCCGCAAGCUGGAGGCCAUGCUGACGGACUCGCAGCAGUUCCAUGAGCUGACCGACGAGCUCUGCAACUGGCUGGGCAAGAUGGAGCAGACGCUGGAUGGGUACGCGCCGGUGGGCGACGAGGUGCACGCCCUGCAGGGCCAACUGGAAUCUCAAAAGGCUUUCUUGGAAGAGGUCGAGCAGUGGAAGCCAUGCAUCGACGCGGUGAAUGAGUCCGGCGAGCGACUCAUCGUCGACUACAACGCCGACGACACCAACCGCAUCCGGCAAAUACUGGACAACGUCCGGGACCGGUGGACGGCCAUAUGUGACAGGUCCAACCAGCGAUUGCACGCCAUUGAGGAGACACUGAGAUCCAUGCAGGACCUAGCAUCUCAGUUGACGGACUUCUUCCUGUGGUUUGAGGAGCUGGAGCAGCCCAUGGAUUCCCUACAGCGGGACACAGAUAACGAGGAAGCGCUGCAAGACAAGGAUCAGGUGGAGGUCUGGCUCCAACAACACGGGGAUCUCCAAGCAGAGAUAGAAGCCCACCACAAUGUCUUCUCGUCCCUCAACGAUGCGGGCAGCACCCAGCUCAAGAGCGGGGAGCCCAAGGAGGAGACGGAGGUCCUGCAGAAACGUCUGGAGGAGAUGAACAAGAGAUGGAACAAGCUGCAAGGGAAGUCAACGGAGAUCAGGCGUCGCCUUGAAGCCAAUGCGGAGGAGUGGAGCACGUUAUUAAAGGCCUUCCAGGAUCUCCUAGAAUGGAUCCGCUUAAAGGAGGAGGAGCUAGCCUCCAAGAAACCCGUGGGAGGAGACUACAACACGGUGCAACAGCAAAACGAAGACCACAAGAUCUUCAAGAGUCAGUUAGAGGAGAAGCGUCCCACCGUCGAGCGCAACAUCCAGAUGGGCCGUCUCUAUCUCACCGAACACGGCGCUCCGACCACCGCCGAUAACGCCAGCGAUGCGGCCACCCUCAGCUCUCGGGGCAGCGACUCCACGGCCAGUCUAGAUGAGCCGGCGUCCAGCGCCGAGGACCAAGCCAGGCAGAUCGUGCAGAACCUGCGGCAGAGCGUGUCGAGCUUGCAGGAGAAGUGGGCCCAACUGAACGGCCGGACGGAGCACUGGCAGAAGCGACUGGACGAUGUCCUAGCGAAAAUGCUUGGCUUUCACCAAGCCAUGGAUGAGCUGAACGCUAAGCUACACGAGGCAGAGUCACUGAAGUCAAGAUGGCGGAUGGUCGGGGAUCUGAUCAUUGAUAGCUUGCCACAGCACAUAGAAGAAGUCAAGCGGUUCCAAGAGAGAAUAUCUCCGGUCCAGCGAGACGUGGACCACCUCUCCCAGCUGGCCGCCCAGUUCCCCCCCGCGGCCGUCACGCUAAGCACGGUCAACCAGAGCCGCUUGGAAGACCUGUUCAAGCGCUGGAAGCUCUUGCAGAUCUCGGUUGAGGAGCGGGGGAAACUGCUGAACGAGGCGCUGAGGGACUUCGGGCCGCAGUCCCAACACUUCCUCCGAGUUUCGGUUCAGCAUCCGUGGGAGAGGGCAGUUGCUGGCAACAAAGUCCCCUAUUACAUCAAUCAUGCCACUGAGACAACUCACUGGGACCAUCCCAAGAUGACCGAGCUCUUCCAGUCAUUAGGCGAGCUGAACGCCGUCAAGUUCUCUGCUUACCGAACCGCCAUGAAGCUUCGAAAACUACAAAAAGCACUCUGCUUUGAUCUACUAAGCAUGAACACCGCCGACAGGAUCUUCCAGCAGCAUGAGAUCCUGUCUUCCUCCACGGACCGGACGUUAGACGUCAACGAGAUCAUCGCCUUCCUGACCACCCUCUACGAGGCCAUCGCAGCUGACCAUCCCACCUUGGUGGUGGUGCCUCAAUGUGUUGAUAUGUGCCUGAACUGGCUCCUCAAUGUCUAUGACACGGUGCGUAGCGGCCGCAUGAGGGCGCUGUCCUUCAAACUGGCCAUCAUCAUCCUCAGCAAAGCCCACCUGGAGGACAAGUACAGAUAUAUUGUGAGAUGCGUUGCCAACAACAAUGGCUUCAUCGACCAGCGAGGUCUGGGCCUCCUGCUCCAUGACUGCAUCCAGAUACCACGGCAACUAGGGGAGGUUGCGUCCUUUGGCGGGAGCAACAUUGAGCCCAGCGUUCGCAGCUGCUUCAAUAUGAGCGGAGGCAAGUCCCACAUCGAGCCGCCCCAGUUCCUCGCCUGGAUGAAGUUGGAGCCUCAAUCCAUGGUCUGGAUGCCCGUCUUACACCGCAUGGCGGCCGGUGAGACCGCCAAGCACCAGGCUAAGUGCAACGUCUGUAAGGAGUUCCCCAUUAUCGGGUUGAGGUAUCGCUGCCUCAAGUGCUUCAACUUUGACAUGUGCCAGAACUGCUUCUUCUCAGGACGAGUGUCCAAAAACCACAAGCACUCCCACCCCAUGCAGGAGUAUUGUACAACAACUACCUCGGGAGAAGACGUGAGGGACUUUGCCAAAGUGGUGCGCAAUAAGUUCAAGUCCAAGCGCUACUACCAGAAACAUCCGCGGGUGGGCUACCUGCCCGUCCAGUCAGUACUAGAAGGCGAUGACCUGGAAUCACCUGUGACAUCACCACAGCAGAUGGCCAAUCAGGACAUGCAUACCAGAUUAGAGCUGUAUGCCAGCAGGUUAGCCGAAGUUGAACAACAUGGGUCGUUCCUCACGCCUUCCCCGGACUUGGAUGAUGAGCACCAGUUGAUUGCACAGUACUGCCAGAGCUUAGGAGGAGAUGUGUCUUCUGUGCCGCGAAGCCCUGCACAAAUAGUGGUAGCUAUCGAGUCUGACCAGAGGAGUGAACUAGAAAACCAAAUUCUCAUCUUGGAAGAAGAGAACAGAACUCUCCUAGCCGAGCUGGACCGCCUGCGCGCCCUUCGCCACGACGACCACACGCGUGCCGAGGUCAGCUCAGAGGAGGACUACCGUCACUCGCCCAGCCGGGACACGGAGCUAGUAGCGGAGGCCAAGCUGCUCAGACAACACAAGGGUCGCCUGGAGGCCCGCAUGCAGAUCCUGGAAGACCACAACCGGCAGCUGGAAGCUCAGCUACAACGACUCAGACAACUCCUUGAACAGCCGGCAGACCGCAGCGCGUCUCAGGCCUCCUCCUCCCGCACCACCCCCGCCGUCUCACCCACCUCCUCUAUCAGCUCCUUGCCUCGCUCCCGCCGGCUGCCAGCCCACGUCACCUUGGAGUCCGCCCGGUCACCGGCCAACGGGGGCACCAGUGACUACGACAGUGAUAUGGCCGGUGAAGACCACAUGCAGCCUUCUCCCCACACCCCUCCACAUCUCAAAGACGACCCCGUCCGAGAGGAUGGGGGCAAGGUGGACCUGGACCAGGUCAUCAAAGAACUCAAUAACAUCCCCGACGAUAAAGGUGCUACUUCCACUGGUGCAAGUCAGGUGGGCAGCCUCCACCACAUGGCCGACAACAUCGGCAAGGCGGUGGGGACACUGGUGACGGUCAUGACCGACGACGAACACAGUGACAGAGAGAAUGAGACGUAGGGUACCAGACACGGUCAUUAAACACAUACACAUGGGCUUCCUAUGCAUACACAUACACAAAUGGCAGAACUGAGCUGACCAAACUCACGAAGCGGAAUGGGUGACGGACCGCAGAACACACACAGUGACACACGGGGGGACAGGAAUGCGCUUAGACGUGGAGAGAAAAUGCUCUUUGAAUCUUGAAUGGAUCAGGACUUUUUUUAUAAAAGUUUUUCAACUGUCAGUGUGGAGAAGGAAAAAAACAAAACUUGGAUGGUGAAGAAACAGUUUGCCACGUGCUGCAGGAUUGCUUGAAAUCAUCGUUUAUUAGAAUUCACGAAGUCAGUUGUUAAAGGCCAAAGGUUUGUGGUUCUAAACUUGUUCUACAAAAGCAGGCUUGUACAGGAAGACAGGCUAGGUGUUUGGCCUGGUAGUGUGCUUAUUGGGUCUGUGCAAGACUGCUUGAGGGCGCCCUUCAAACUGAACAGUGUACCGUGAAUGUGAUCUUCACUGAUCCUUCCUGCGAGCAAGUACAGCGUAGCUGCUUUGGCUUUCCGCCUUGUUACACUUACCUUGUGUGGUUUGAAACGAGUUUCAAGUUCAGGUUCCCGACCUAGUGCAAAAGAAAGGCUGGUGUCUGACAUUUUGACUUGGUAUACAAAGAACCUAUAGUAGGGAGAUGAGGCACCAGACCAAGAUGGCCACUGUGAUAUCAUUGUAAGUGUGUCCUGAACCAGGAUGGUCCCCAAACAACCAAAAUACUGAAGUGUUUAAAAACUUUUUGAGCACCCGAGUUAGAGAAACUGUACAGAAAUUUUCAGAAAAGUACCUCCAAAAAGUCUGGUAUAUGUAUCAGUGACGUAUUGGUUUGUGGACUGGUGGCCUGGUAGUCGAGGAACAAGACCAAGAUGGCUACAGUGUGUCCAUGUGAUCUGCGUGGAAGAUUCCACAACUGGUACGGUCACAACUUGAACAACUACCAAGGAAGUAGAUGACCGCCAGUCUUAAGCCUUAAACCUCGACCAAUCUCUACUCUAUAGUUUUUUGAAUUUCUUGAAGUAGAACUUUUGUCAAGAGAAAAAAAAUUAAAAAUUUGCUUUAACUUCCAAGAGAAUAACGAGUCAUGAAUAUUUGAAAUGCUCAACUCACCUGCAUUUAAGCAUACUGGCACCUUAAAAAUGGAGAAAAAUAUAAUUUUGUUGUUUUAUUUUCGACCCACCGCAUGACAAAUUUAUAUUUAUUGUUUACAACCUGUGUUCAGUUGCUGAUAUGGAACCCAGUCUGCAGCUCUUCCAAAAUGUCGUCAGAGUCUCUGAUUCGCCAACGAUUUACUUUUUCGCUUUCAGCUUUCUUCAUUUGUACUUAUAAUUAUUCAUUUUUACGUUAAUUUAGGAGUACUUUAAGAAUACAGUAUAAACAUUAUUUACUUGCAAGAAAGUUUUUCAGCAAAGCAGUAUUUUGUCCGGUAUGUAUGUGUAUAUACCACAACCAUAUAGCGCAUUUUAUGUUACAGUUGAAUACCGUGGCAUCGAGUUUUACAAA